This is a messenger RNA of Necator americanus (New World hookworm), 2043 nucleotides long. RefSeq lists its product as uncharacterized. Gene Ontology annotation, molecular function: catalytic activity. The record is from RefSeq and is a predicted model, not a curated record. Bases 1 to 2043 code for a protein of 680 amino acids. Lineage: Eukaryota; Metazoa; Nematoda; Chromadorea; Rhabditida; Ancylostomatidae. The transcript has a single exon.
AUGGCGAAAGCUUCCCAUACAUUGCAAAAAGGUGCUGUCGUCCAGCACACCGCCAAAGCUCAUAACCUGAAAGGUCAACUGCAUGAAGGGAGCAUGGAAUCUUUUUCAACAACCAUUCGUUUCGUCACGCUGAACUGCCGAACACUAUCGAGUGAACUCCAACAAGCCGCUCUAUCCAGACUUCUGCGAUAUCUCUGUGUGCCUUUUGUUGCACUGCAGGAAACACGCAUGAGAGAUCGGCCCGUCAUCAGCAUCGAAAAUUACACCAUAUACUGCGGCGAUGCUGAUGAGAGCAAAGUAGGUGGCUGCGCGAUAGCUGUGAGGAACGACUACAAGAAUCUGGUGGAGGAAUUUGGCUCAACGUCGUCUAGAUGCGCCUUUUUACGACUGCGGGAUCGCGGAGGACGUAAACUCUGGAUCGUAAGUGCUCACGCACCUACGGAAACCGCUGAGGACAACAGUAAGGACGCCUUCUAUGAUGAACUCAAUGCGUUGAUAUCUAAAAUACCAAGCCAGCAAGUGGUCAUUGUCGGAAUCGACGCAAAUGCGAAGAUGGGACUCGAACAGCAAUCCGAUGUGCUAGGAAAAUGGUAUUAUCCAGCGGAGCGCACGUCGGACAACGGUGACCGUCUGGUCGACUUGUGCGAACAGACGGGCCUCGUCAUCGCUUCCACGUUCAGGAGGAAUCAUCGACGCCAUCAGCUCACGUGGCAGGGGUCAACCCUUUUAACGCCUGAAGAGCAGCGCAAUCGGAGGAUGAGGACUCUUAAACUUCAGCUCGACUUCGUUCUGGCGAGGAACAUUCCUCAGUCAGAUAUUCGAAAAUCUAGAGCUGUUUGGGACGUCGCGUUCGACUCUGACCACCGCCCAGUUCUUCUCUGCUUCAAGAUACGGUUCCACAAGAGAAACCGGGGAGUUCCUCUGCAACCGAAAAUCGACAUGGCAGGUCUGAAAGACGAUGAAUGCAGAAGAAAAUUCCGCCAACGUGAGUCUAUUCAUGUUGGGGUACGGACUAGGAAGAAGCUUAGCGAUGCGGAUUCCUUCACAAAGUGCAUCCAGGACGCUGCAAGGGAAACGCUCCCGGUUCUAUUGCCGCGGAAGAAGUUUGCCUUUGCAUCUGCGGAAACAAAAUCCACAUACAAUUCUGUGUGUGUAGCGCGCAGCGCUGGUGACUUCAACCAGGAAAAGCGUCUUAGAAAGAAGCUGCGUCGUCAACUGCAACAAGACCGCGAUAACGAGUGGACGUCAAGAGCGAUGGAGUUUGAGAAGGCGUGGGAGGACAGGAACCCGCGGAAAGCCUAUGCUCUACUAAAACAGUAUAGCGGCAAAAUGAAAAGAUGUUCCCCUGUCCUGAACACUGCCAAUGGGGUAGCUGUCGGUGAAGCAACCCUUCCAAUUUGGAAGGAACACUUCAAGACCUUGCUGAACCGGCUAGCACCGUCAGCCCCUGAACUCGAACACGUUCAUAGACCGACAUACGCGGUUAACGAGGAGCCACCGACGGUGUCGGAGGUCCUGGUCUGUAUUCAAAAAAUGAAGAAUGGAAAAUCUGGCGGAGACGACGGAAUUAGCGCAGAAAUGCUAAAAUAUCUUCCUCCGUUUGGGAUUCGUGAGAUGACAAAGAUCAUCCGUUCAAUAUGGAUAGACGAAAGGAUACCUGAUUCGUGGAGACACGCUAUCAUAAUUCCCCUCCACAAGAAGUUAUCCGUCACGGAGCCAAGGAAUUAUCGAGGAAUCUCUUUGCUGCGUGUUAUGUACAAGGUACUGGAGCGCAUUAUCCUGGACCGACUCAUUAAACAUCGCGAAGAAACAUUGCGCGACGAGCAAGCUGGCUUUCGUCCCGGCCGAUCUACAAUUGACCAGGUGUUCAUCGUCAGGAGAGUGAUCGAAAUCUGGCAGCACUAUUCGAAGCCAAUGCAAUUAGCGUUUCUGAACUUUGAAGCCGCGUUCGACUCUCCUCACCGAGGCCGUCUUCUCAACACACUUCGCGAGGAUGGAGUACCAGGAAAGUUCGUUCGUUUGCUUGAUGACAUGAAUCAAUGA